AUGAAAGAUAGACUGUCAGAUUUGCAGCAGGGUGCUAAGAUAGAAUUGUCCUUAUCAUCUCUUAUAAAGCGAUUAGACGAAGACUGGUCAAAUGAUUCAGACAAUGUGUACUUGUUGAAUAAACCAAGUAGUAGCAAGGUUGACAUGUUUCUGACGCAAGUAGAUGUAUUGAUGAAGGAGAUGAGCGGAAUGCAAAAGUUAUUGAAUGAAAUAAAAGAUUGGCAUUGGAAAAUUAUUGCUGAACCUGGAGAUCAUCCCAGUAUGAAUGUUGAACUGGAUAAAUCAGUGAAAAUCUAUACAACAAGGCUUUAUAAAAUCCAAGCUGCUCUUAAAAGCUUGAGUGCUGAAAUAGAAUAUCAGUUUGGUGAAUCAAAUAUGCAAACAACAGAAGCACGUAUAAAAAGAAAUCAGAUGAUGACGCUCACCAGAAAGUUUCAAUGUUUAUUAGUUGCAUUUAAUGAUGAACAGCUAUCAUACAAAGAUAAAUGCAAGCGAAAAAUUUCGUCUUACCUUAAAAUUUCUGAAAAUGCAAUGAACGAUGAAGACCUUGAAAGUGUAAUCGAAAAAGGAACUUUAUUUGAGUAUACUAAGCAGUUGGUUCUGGCAGAACGUGCUAAGAAAGCUCUAUAUGACGAAGUUAGGACACGUCAUGAAGAUAUCAUUAAAUUAGAAAGCAGCGUCAAGGAACUGCAUAACUUAUUUCUUGGGUUGGCUACUCUCAUUGAAAAUCAGGGUGAAAUGUUGGAUGAUAUUGAACGAAAUGUGGAUAGUGCAGUAGAUUAUGCGCAGAAAGCUCAUUCAAACAUCAUUAAAGCGAAAGUCAUGCAAGCAAGUGCCCGAAAGAAAGCUUAUUGA
Molecule: messenger RNA, 855 nt
Organism: Thelazia callipaeda (thelaziosis nematode)
Lineage: Eukaryota; Metazoa; Nematoda; Chromadorea; Rhabditida; Thelaziidae
Source: the annotation of a GenBank genome assembly